Molecule: messenger RNA, 1233 nt
Organism: Aspergillus calidoustus
Lineage: Eukaryota; Fungi; Ascomycota; Eurotiomycetes; Eurotiales; Aspergillaceae
Source: the annotation of a GenBank genome assembly
AUGGCUGCCACCACCGACAAGUCGAACGAAAGCCCGAGCAUAGAGGCCAACCAACCAGCCUUUCCCGAAGGAGGAGUUCAAGCCUGGUCUGUCGUUGCCGGCUCAGCGAUUGCGCUUGCCUGCGCGUUUGGCUACCUCUCCUCGUUUGGCACCCACCAGCUCUCGCACAAGUCUCCGUCCGAUAUCGCGUGGAUCGGGUCCGUCCAGAUCUUCUUUCAGUAUGCGACUAGCGUUGUUUCCGGUGGUCUGUUUGAUCUCUAUGGAGCCAAGGUGCUUCUGAUCCCUGGAUCGCUUGGAUUCGUCUUGUCGAUCAUGAUGACCAGUAUUUGCAAGGAGUAUUAUCAGUUUCUCCUCGGACAAGGUGUUCUCGGCGGCUUGAGUGGUGGUCUCCUGUUCACUCCUGCCAUCUCAUGCAUCAGCCACUAUUUCUCCCGCCAUCGAGGCCUUGCAAUCGGGCUCUGCACCGCUGGCUCCUCCAUCGGCGGUCUCGUCUUGCCCAUCGCAUUGAACCAUGCACUUUACAGCCAGAGACUCGGCUUCGGCUGGGGCGUCCGCGUAGUCGGCUUCGCAAUCCUCGGUCUCCUGUCCAUCGCUUGCAUCCUCGUCAAAGAGCGCCUUCCCCCUCGCCGCGGCAAACUCUUCCUCCCCCGAGCUUUCCUCCAACCAUCAUUCACCACCCUCACAGCGGCCAUCUUCUUCAGCUUCUGGGGCAUGUGGAUCCCCUACUUUUUUAUCGUCUCCUUUGCCGUCGAAAAGGUGCACAUGUCUGGCAACCUCGCCUUCUACACGCUCUCCAUCCUAAACGGCGCGUCCUUUUUUGGGAGAGUCAUCCCAGGCUUCCUCGCCGAUAAGUUCGGCCGCCUCCGCAUGCUCGUUGCCGUCUACGCCACGAAUGCCCUCGUCCUCCUGUGCUGGCUUCGAGUAGACUCGUCCGCGGGUCUCCUCGUCUGGGUCGCCUUUUUCGGCUUUACAUCUGGCGCCAUCAUCUCGCUAUAUCCAGCCUCCGUGGCGCAGGUGACUCCGAACCCACAGCAGAUUGGCACGUACCUGGGCCAGGCGAGCUUCGUCGUGUCGAUUGCCGGGCUGACAGGGACGCCUAUUGCGGGAGCGCUUAUCCGGAACUAUGGGUAUGAUGAGGCGGCUAUCUUUGCCGGGGUAUCGAUGAUUGUGUGUACGGUUCUAGCAGCUAUCACGACUGUGCUUCAUAGUCGAAAGGGGAAUCAAGAGCGGUAA